Entamoeba dispar SAW760 is the source of this 849-nucleotide messenger RNA. RefSeq lists its product as uncharacterized. The transcript has 2 exons. NCBI's taxonomy places the organism in Eukaryota, Evosea, Mastigamoebida, Endamoebidae. The record is from RefSeq and is a predicted model, not a curated record. Gene Ontology annotation, cellular component: membrane. Bases 1 to 849 code for a protein of 282 amino acids.
AUGCAUUUUAUUAUUAAUUUGAUUCUCUCUAUUCUUAUUCCUAUUUUGGCGGUGAUAAAAGGUUCUCUAACUCUUGACGGUGCUUUAACUGCUGGAAUUACUUUUAUGGUUCAUUUAACGGUUGGAAUAUCUCCAGCCGUAUUUAUUAUGGCAUUUUUCCUUACUUCAUCCAUUCUAACAAAAGUUGGAAUGAAUAAGAAAAGAAAGUUAGAAGAAAAGUAUGUUGAGGAAUCAAAAAGGUCAUCAAUUCAAGUUUUAUGUAAUAGUUUACUUGCAACAAUAAGUUGUAUUAUGUUGUUACUUACUGAUGCACCAAAUGGAACUAGUGCAUGUUUUGGAUUAUCUUCGUUUCAAGUUUUUUUGUAUGGAAUUAUUCCUGGAUUUUAUUCUUGUACCAAUGGGGAUACAUGGUCUUCUGAAGUUGGGAUUUUGAGUAAAACACACCCAUUCCACAUUAUUACAUUCAAACAAGUUCCUGCUGGUACUAAUGGUGGUGUGAGUUCUCUUGGACUUAUUUCUGGAUUUUGUGGGUCGCUCUUGAUUGGAUUGAUUGGGGGACUGGUAUUUUUGAUGAAUUGUCCAUUUGACAUAACUCUAUUUAUAUUGACUUCUUCUUCUAUUACAAUCAGUGGAGUAAUAGGAAAUUUAUUAGAUAGUAUUCUUGGGGGAACACUUCAAUACUCUGGUUGGGAUGAAAAACGAAAAUGUGUUGUACGUAAGUCAGGAGAUAAUGUAACAAGAAUUUCAGGGGUUGAUGUUUUAAGUAACUCAGCUAUUAAUUUUAUAACAUCCUCAAUGUCUGGUAUUAUCUGUGGAUGUCUUUUCCUCUAUAUUCGUUAUAUUUAUUAA